UGGUACUCUCAUUGACAAAAAAUCUUAAAAUUAUAAAAUUUUUAAAUUUUAUUGUAAUGAAAGUGCUGAAAAUGUUUGUAAAUUUACUAACAGCUUCGUUACUUAUAAUCGGAUUUACCAAUUUAAGUAACGGUAAACCGGUUGAUGAUGAAGACACUGUGGUGAUAGAGCCUGCCUUUGACAAUGUCAUUGAUGGUGAAGAUGGCGCAAUUGACAUUUCGCACUUGGGACCUCAUGCAUAUGGGCUUCCAUCGAACGAGAGUGGAGAUGCCUUAUCAACUUGGUCGGAGUCCUCGCUUAUGAAUCCUGAGGAGAUGGGAGAAUACGCAGAGGGUGAUAUCCUGAUGCCAACACCAACCACGAGGAAUGGGGUAAAGGGAGAAACCUCACGCUGGCCUGAUGGGAUCAUUCCCUAUGUAAUUGAGGGAUAUUAUAAUCAACAGCAGAGAGAGUUAAUAAUGCGAGCCAUUGCGGACUACCACCGUUUAACAUGCCUCCGCUUUGUGCCCUAUAAAGGGCAGAAGGACUACAUUACCAUUCAGAGCGGAAACACGGGAUGUUGGUCCAGUGUCGGACGCACGGGUGGUCGCCAAGAAGUGAACCUGCAAACCCCAGGCUGCGUGACGAAGAAAGGCACGGUUAUUCACGAGCUCCUCCACGCGAUUGGCUUCAUGCACGAGCAGAGCCGACCUGAGCGAGAUGACUAUGUCGAUAUUCAUUAUAACAACAUACGCUCUGGAUCAGAGAACAACUUCCAAAAAGCAGAUCCCAAGACGGCAGACGGGUUUGGAGUUGCCUACGACUACAAUAGUGUUAUGCACUACUCGGAAUAUGCUUUCUCUAGAAACAAUCAAAAGACUAUCGUACCCAAGGUGGGUGGAGUAACUCUGGGUCAGAGGGAAGGCUUGAGCCGAGGAGACGUCCGAAAAGUAAACAACAUGUACAAUUGCAAGAAAGAGGAACCACAAUUUGGAUGGGUUGGGGCAAUUUGGAACAACCUUUUUGGUGAUGGGCAAAAUUCUAAAUUGUAGUUAAUUAUGUCUAGAGUUACACAGUGUCGAUUAUGUGAUAUGUUAAACUAAGCCAAAAUAAAUUUUAUACAAAAAUAAAAACAAUUAUUACAAUAGAUAGCCUCAGUGGCCCAACGCUUUGUAAUGUGGACUGGAUGAGGAAGCCCCGGGUUCGAUUCCUGGUAUAAUUAAUUUGGGGAAUAAUCUUUCCUAAUUGUUUCUGGUUUGAGUAUUCUGGUAGUUGGUCUCGGAAUGGACUCCAUUGUUGUAGAAGUCAUAAUACUGGGUUCGCUAAUUUGAGAUCGGGAAAUUGAGUGGAACCAAUUUGUAAAGUAAUUGUUAACAUAAAGGUAGAACACAAUGAAACAUUCUUUCAAUCCGGCGGAACAUGAACCAGCGACCUCGCCAUACCGUGGCUAAAAACGCUAGAUUGUAAAAUUCCUGCAGUCACUCUCCGAAUCGUAUAGUUUUUCGGUACGAAUAGAAUUGCACUAUACUACUACUAUGUGAAGGUACGCGGUGAGGAUGGGUCUUCUAUGCUUUCUGGUGCCGCCACCGUUGCUAAAGGGCUUCCUCAGGGGUCCAUUCUCGGACCUGUUUUAUUCAUCCUUAGAUACCAUGUGUGGUUGUUUAAUAUGUUUAUUAAUACAAAGACGAACCCUUAGAAAAAUAUCCUUUGUUCUGGUUGGAUUCGAACCAACGUCUUCCAGUAAAUCGUGUCAGGCGCUAUGCCAACUAGGCCAUGGAACAUACUAGCGGACCUUACAAAUUUUUCUAUGUGCUUGUAGCAAAUCUUGGUUUUUGUUUUUAACGAUUUUUUUGCCGUAGUGCCAUCUGUGAGAAAUCUAUUUCUUCACUCAGCUAGGUACCUUUACGUUUGAUGUUAUGUUGUUGUACAUUAUUAUUAUUUUACAAUUAGGGAUCCGAGUACCAAAAAAAGGCUUAGUCGAUAUACCACCAAUGGAAGAAAACAGAACGUUUAGGCGAAAACACACAUUAUCCGCGAACAGAUGUUCUAUAAUUGUAUAGGACAGGGUAUUGUCUUUGUUUUUCAGUAUGUCUUUUGUUGAGCGCGGGAUAUCUUCAGGUUUGCUAUAUAUUUCCAGCAGUUGAUCAAUGAGGCUAGGGCGACUAUACCAUCAUAGUUGAACGACAAUAACGUAUUAUUUUUUUUAAUUUUUGCCGCCUGUUGUGUAUUAGGCUGUUCUGUGUUGUCAUUUAAUUUUUUUGUAUGAGCAGUAAAACAGUUUUCAUUUAUUCAUUCAUGAUUUGUAAGGAACUAGUUAAUAAGUUUCGCGGCAUAAAAGUUAACAACGAAGAUCGAAAUGUUACAUUGAAGACAAUGGAAACAAUAAAAUGUGCUUAUAAAUUGUGU
Molecule: messenger RNA, 2385 nt
Organism: Hyposmocoma kahamanoa
Lineage: Eukaryota; Metazoa; Arthropoda; Insecta; Lepidoptera; Cosmopterigidae
Product: zinc metalloproteinase nas-4
Exons: 7
Coding region: 57-1031 (324 amino acids)
Biological process (GO): proteolysis
Molecular function (GO): zinc ion binding; metalloendopeptidase activity
Source: RefSeq, a predicted model, not a curated record